Molecule: messenger RNA, 379 nt
Organism: Pocillopora verrucosa
Lineage: Eukaryota; Metazoa; Cnidaria; Anthozoa; Scleractinia; Pocilloporidae
Source: RefSeq, a predicted model, not a curated record
AAGUUCCCAUUACGGGCGAAGAGGCAUGUGUUGCAGUUUGGCAGUAUGAUCAGAUGUGAAACUGGCAGAUCAGCUUUUGAUUAUCUUGGCUAUGGUUGUUAUUGCGGUUUGGGGGGAAAAGGAACACCUGUGGACGGGGUUGACAGGUGCUGUCAGGAGCAUGAUGCUUGUUACGAUCGCAUUAUAAACUCCGGAAUCUGUCCUUCUGACAAUGAUGUUUACUAUGAAUUUUACUCACGGGUUGGAUGCAGCGGAUGCGCUAGUAGACCAAGCAAUAAUGCAUGUGAACUUGCCAUCUGCAAAUGUGACAGUGUUGCAGCUAGAUGUUUUGUCAGGAACACAUUCAAUUCGCAGUAUGAAGAUUAUCCCGAUGACCAAU